GGGCGGGCCUUGAGUGACGUAACAGGGAGCAAAAGGCCAGCGGGCUCAGCCGGAGUGGGCUCUGCUAGCGGGGGAGGCCUGUUUAUCUUCGAAGCUGCAGCUUGUCUCCUUAAGGCAUGAAGGAAGAUAAGGAGAAUACCAAACCCAGGGAGAAGAAAGUGGAGGUCAAAUAUGAGGAAAGGGCCGAGAAACCCGAAAAGAAGGAGAAAAAAGAGGUCUUGACCAAGGUGGUGAUCCGUCGUUUGCCUCCAAGUCUGACAAAAGAGCAAUUAGAAGAGCAACUUGCCCCUUUGCCUGAGCAUGAUUAUUUUGAAUUUUUCUCUACCAAUUCAAGUUUGUUUCCACACAUCUUUUCAAGAGCGUACAUCAACUUUAAAAAUCAAGAUGACAUUGUCCUCUUCAGGGAUCAAUUUGAUGGCUAUGUUUUCAUUGAUAGCAAAGGGCAGGAGUACCCUGCUAUUGUAGAAUUUGCACCUUUUCAGAAAAUUCCAAAAAAGAAGAGCAAGAAGAAAGAUGCAAAAGUGGGCACUGUUGAAGAUGGUAUGGAUCCUUUACAUUUUAGUGAUGAUCCUGAAUACAAAAAGUUUUUGGAGAGUUAUAAUAAUGCAGAUGAUGAAAAAAAUUCAAACAAUCCUGAAACACUUCUGGAGGAAAUUGAAGCUAAAACUAAAGAGUUAGCAGCUAAGAAAACCACACCCCUUCUGGACUAUGUGAAAAAUAAACAGAGAAUAAGAGAGGAAAAAAGAGAAGAAAGGAGGAGAAGAGAGUUGGAAAAGAGGCGACUCCGUGAAGAAGAAAAGAGAAAGUGGAGGGAGGAUGAAAGACGGAAAAGGAGAGAAGCAGAGAAGCAAAAGAAGAUGUUAGAAAAAGGAUUUGAAAAAGACAAGGACAGAUCAAAGGAUGAGCCAAAGAUAAAACUUCUGAAGAAGACAGAUAAAGGGGAUGACUCUAGUUUAGAAAAGCCAAGGGAGAAAGUGAAGAAACUGGAGAGAGAGAGAGCUAAAGAGGACAGACCAUUCACUGGACAGGGUAAACGCCUGGAGAGCUCCAUCAAGGAAGAUAAAGGAAAGAAGCAUGACAGGGUUGAAGAUGAUGGUGGAAGAGACUACCGAGAUAAAGAAGAUCGGGAACGUGAGAGAAGGCUAAAGGAGAAAGAGCGUCAGAAACGGCAGGAUGAAGAACGGUGGAAGCCAAGGGAGCGAUGUGAGGCAGACAAACCUUUCAGAAAGAAAGAUGAAGAGAUUAAGAAGGAAAAGGAUCAAACAAAUGAGAAGACCAGGAAGAAGGAAAGCUCAGAAGCUGCAUCAAGUUAUGACCGGUUGGAGAAAGGAAAAGAGGAGAAGAAGGAGGAUGGUACAGCAAAGAAGGAACGAAUCCGAAAUAAGGACCGUCCAACUAUGCAGCUGUACCAGCCAGGAGCACGGAGUCGUAGCCGGUUAAUGACCUGUGCAAAGUCUAAUGACAGCAGCAUAAAGCCACCAGAAGCAAGUGAGGAGAAAAAGGAGGAAUUUGAGGCUUCCAGGAAUUUUGCAGAAAAGGAAAGUGAAGAAUGAAAAGGCUGCUGCUAGUUCAAGGGUUGAGCAGUCACAGCACACUAACCAAGUGCGGGGAAGUCCAAAAGUGUGCUUAUUGGAGAGGAGUUCAGAGAACAAGGCUGGUGUGGAUUUCUUGUCAGAUAAAAUGUUUGAAACUGGUAAUUUCCCUAUUUUAAGAAUGGAGGUCUUGUUUUGCCAUCAUGAUUGUGACCAGGCACUAAAGUGCAAGAGCAUUGAUUGCGGUUGGAGGUUAACUGGGAUGUAAAUUAGACAUUGCGCUUGCUAGGCAGGUGCUAAUGACUCUGAAAAUAUACUAGUCAACAGCUUUUGAUAUGAUAUUAAUGACACACCCCAUCAUUUGCUUCAGCAGGCAGAUGGCAAGUAAAGGAAAUGCUCUGUCAGCUACAGCAGAAUUAUACCAACAAAUGCUAGUAACAUACCUAGGUCCUAAGUUAAAACAUAAGUUUGGUGCACCAUUUACUGAUUAUAGCAUGGGAGACCAAAUUCUUAGUGGCCUUAUCGACCUUUUCAUUUGCAGAAUGAAUGAAAAGACCUGGGGUGGGGUGUGGAGGCAAUAGGCAAAAGUAGCAUUUUUUUUUCACACUUGUCAUACGUGCUGCAUCCUAGGGUUAGACUUGUCCAAGUUUCAGUCGCAAUUUGUAUUGAAAGGACUAUGUUGAGGUGAUGUAAUUCUUAGUUCCAUUCUGCUACCUUUUAGAAAUUUAGUUACUAAGUUAGUGAUAUCUGUGAAAAGCAUGGAAGAUUCUAACUUUAUACAUUUCCUGUGCCAAUCCAGUUUUUUUUAAAAUUGUAUCCCGUCAUCCAGCUAUGUAUACUGUACGUAUAAGAACUAACUGGAAAAUAGUUGGAAGUUAUUCGUGCAUCAUCAAAAAUUUGCUUUUGAUGUACCUCUGUUUCAUUCAUGGCACUACUCAUUACCUUUGGCAAUCUGGCAGUAUCAUUGCCUGGCCAUCCAGCAGAGGGUGCUGAUAACACACAAACCUGGCGUUUUUAAUUAUAGCUGUUUAACCUUGUGGAAACCUGUUUGGAUGGAUAGGCGUGUGCACUUUUUAUUAAACAAAGGUACUGAAAUGGUCCAAUUCUGCAGUAGAAAAUUCAUUUGAGAGUGGGUUGGGGUGCAGUGAUUUUCUUGGGAAAAGGGAGAAAGGAAAUCUGUUCAGUAGCCAGUUUUAUUUUGAAGAUUCUGCUUGUGAAUAGUUAACUAGUUCUGGAUCAUGUAUGGUUAAAAUGAGCAGGCACGUAUUGAGCCUAUUUCUUGAUUCCUGGUUUGUUACAUUGCUGGAUUUUUUUUUAAAGACAUUUGCUGGACAUUGCACAAGAACUUAUAAUAAUCAAAAAGAAACUAAACUCAAAAACAGUUGGUUUUAGUUUUCGCACAACAUCGGAAAGAUUAAUAAGUUGGUGGUACAUUCCAAUUGUACAGUUGCUGAAACAAUUCUUUCAGAGCUCUGCUUUUGCUUUAUUUUUAUGUUUUAAACAGCAUUGAACACCUACAAUCAAUAAAUACCAAUAGCAAAAUGUGUGCAGUUCUGUUUUAUCCAGAAGUUGACUUUUGACAUUAUCCUUUAUUAACAGAGCGUAUUUCUAGAUAUCAGAACCUUACAGCUUUAAAAAGGCCUUUCAGUUCAUUGGGCUUAUGCAAAAGUUAAAAGAAGUGUCUUUUUCUAGGUAAAUCUUCAAGUACAGACCCAAUUGCUUUUUAAAAUCCCUGUGGAAUCUAAAUCCAUAAUCCAGAUCUUAACAAUUUUCUUGGGAGGAGUGGGGAGAGAGAAGAAUUAGGGAGACUCCCAACCCCACCCCAAAGUUUUGGUCAGUGUGUAAAUCUAUGGAUUUUUGAGGUACCAUCAUUUUGCCAGAGGAAAUGGCUUCUCUGUAUCUGCUGUCAAAAACACUUUGUAAGCCAAAUGUGUUAUCAUCUGUGAUAGAUAUUUACAAUCUGACUGAACCUAAUAGCAAUUUGGCUCUCAAAGGUGAUGGCUAUGAAGCCAACAUCAAUUUCUUCUUUAACGACAAAAAGACCACCUCUCCACACCAUUUGCUCCAAGGAAAGAACACCAUUAAACUCUUUCUCGUGUGCUCGUGCUCUCCCCUCCCCAUACGUGUACUCCCAGGAACCCAGAUUGAACUGAAAGGUCCAGUAUCCAUCUCUGUAGUGUUUCUUUGUCUAAAACCCAUUAUUGAACUCCCAAACUCUACUGGCUGAGGUUGCAAGUGCGGAAACUCCUGCUGCACUUCUGCACAAAGUAAAGCUAAGUGCAAGAUCUCCGCUAAACCUGCCCCUUUGCAAGCAAAAUAAGUUUACCUAUUAAAAGCUAACCUUUCUGUAGGUAAGGUCACUGCUCAAACUGAGAGAAGAGCAGUGCUAGUUCUACCUGGUGGAAUUUGAACAGUGCCUUUAAUAGGCUCGGGAACAAUGUGAAGGAUUACUUCACUCUAGUUUGUUAACCAGAAUGUAAAUAGGAAUCUCCAUUGGAGAUGUGCACAGGAAAGAUAAAGGAAACCUAUAUUGCAGGGGUCGACAAUAUGUUGAUUGCAAAGAGCUUACUUUCUGUCAAUGAUUAGCUUGCAUUAAAGUUGGAAAAUAACCAAUAGAUUACAGAAUUAGUCAUAUUAAUUUCCUGCCACAUAACAGUUAACUAGUUUUUCAAAACUGGUGGGCAGUAAGAGAGAUAGCCAGGCAGGAAGAAGAAGCCAAAUAGUGAAGGAAGAGUGGAAUCACUGCUGACACCAACAGCUGGAGAGGCUGCCAGGGGAAGCCGAGUCCAGAGAGUCUGAAGGUGUUUCUGAGUGACCCAGAGAGCAGGCACUGAGCUAUCCAGUGGACAGGAGGCCAGUUUCCUAUCAUUUUAAAUUUCAUAUUUUUGUAAUUCAACUGCAAUACCCUUUUCAAUUUAUAUUUUUUCCAUGUGUUCGUAAGCUGUAAUAUUUUUCACCAAUAACAAGUACUUCUCUUUUGAGAAUGGUUGGUCACCUCUGCUGUAUUAGUUAGAAGGAAAGUAUAAAUGUAAAGGCAUGUACCGUGAGGAAUGUGUAAGACAUUGUGGUAGAUCUGGAAAGGGAAGCGUUCCCACGGGCAGACAACAGGAAGUAAAUUAACCAUUUCUCUGCUUAACUGCAGCACAGCUGCUGCAGCCUACUGUGGCUUUCCCCUUUUAUCUAUGGGUUUGUUGUUGCUCACGAACAAAUACCGCCUUAAGUGUCUACCAUUAGUGAUGUCAAAAUUCACCUCUUUGAAUGUAUCAAUCUGACAGGAAUUAAAGUCAAGUGACUUAUUUUAAGAUUGCCAAGAGAAUGUCAGCAUGAGCUUUAAAACCUUUGGUAAAUGCUUCAAUGUCACUUCCUGACAUCAAUUAUAAAAUAACUGGAGCCAAGAACAAUUAAACAGAGAACUCCUUAAUGGUGUCUGCAAUCCCAAUUGGUCUAAUCUUUUGUUCUCAUUAGUAUGCGAUACUCACCAUUGCUUGUGCAAAUACUACUUGAGGACAAGAUUUAAUCUAAUCAUUAAUUAACUUUUCCUUCAUUAGAUAAUACAAUACAGAAUCUAGACAGGUCCAGGCAGGUCCAGUCUGUCGACUGCCUGCCCCUCUUCUGCGGUUACGUUUUGAGUCCGGGUAUCAUUGGUGAGGGAGCAUGUGGUGUCCACCAAUGUUCCCUGCCUUUAGUAAGAGGUGGGCACAGCGGGGGAUGGAGUGCUUUAUUUUGCCCCUCCAACUCUCUUGAUUUGGUCCCUUCCUUCUCUCCCUUCACUCCCCACUUCACUUUUUUUCAAGUAAGCAUUACCCUUUUAGGGCUUUACUUAUUAAUGUUUCAGUAGCCUCAUGCGUGCUUUCCUGGUGGAGCGAAAAUAUAAAGUUUUACCACAAAACAAAUAUAGUAAUUUAAGCUGUGGAACCAGCAAACUGCUGGUGUCUGUAGGACUUUUUCCCCAUGUACUUUACUACUAAUAGAAGAGAGGAAGGGGUACAAGGAAGAUGUAUUGGAACAUGUUUUAAUACAUUUGUGUUAGACAUGAGUUGAGUUUGUGGUGUACUACAAUGGCUUCUGAUCCACUGAUACCUUUUGUUUUUAAAUCCUCAUCUCACCCACACUCCCUCACCCAAUCUCCAUUUCUGUCACAUCUUUCAUCCCUACAAUUCUUUCGAUAACUGCAUUCCUAUAUCUUUGGCCUUUUGUGCAUUUGUGUCCUUUUGUCCCAUCUCUUGUGGCUUUUCCUGCAAGUGUCUUGGUUCUAAGUUCGUGUGAAGUACCUUGAAACAUGUUACUCUAUAAAUAUGCUAAGUUAUUUUGGGAAGUGGACUGAGCCAAGGGUGGUAACCUAGAAAACACGAGUGGAAAAGCCUGGAACUGAAAGAGAUUCACCUUUUAUUUAAAUAUUUUAAAAGGUGGUUUCUUUAGAAUGUGACUAUCUGAGGGUCUAUAACUCUCAAAUCUGCGUCCAAAUCCUUUCCGUUUUCUUAAAUCACACCAAUGCUAUCAUACUUUUUUUUUUGGCUGUGGACCCUAAACUCUGCAAUUCCUUGCUCGAGACCCUUUCCUCCUUUCAAGAUGAUCCUUAAUGUCUUUUACCAAGUUUUUUUAAAUUUGCCUGACCUCAUACGUAGCCUUGUAUUGUGUUGUUUGAUUACUCCUGUGAAGUGCCUUUGGGAUGUCAUCAUACUGGUGACUAACAGACUGAAAGGUUAUGUAGAAACCCUGUUCUUGUAUCUUUUCAUUCUUUACUUUGGCUUUUCGUUUGGAUAGCUAGCCCACAUUUACUCUGGUGGAGAGCAAUUGAUUUUUGGGCUCCCUGAAAAUGCUUCACUAUAACGAAUCUUUUGUUUAACACUUGCUGAUUUUGUUUGCUACCUAUGGCUGUUCCUGCAUGGUGUUCUCCACUUUAAAUGCCACUAGGUUUUUUGUAAUUUAAAUUUGUAUGCAAUUUCUACUUCAAUUUUUAACCAUUCCAGACUUGUACAUGGACUGGUGCCAUGAAUAAUUAUUUAAAGAAGCAUAGACAAAGACUUUAAUCAAUAUUUCCACAAAGCCUAUCUGGCCAAAGUUGCUCUAAUUCUUGAAGCAUUUAAAAGUGACAGACCCAAAGGUGACAACAUCUCCCGUUGUUUCUGGAGAAGGGUCCCGACCUGAAACGUCAGCUUUCCUGCUCCUCUGAUGCUGCCUGGCCUGCUGUGUACCUCCAGCUCCACACUUUUAUCCCAUUGUUAAUGCCGUUUUGAUUUUUGCCAAUUGAUUUGCUUUGCAACAGCCUGCCUUUGAUGUACCUCCAAUUGUUAUCUCACUUUAGCUGCAUUCUUUUGGGCUGAUUCAAUGAUACAGUGUGUGCUGGAAGCAAACCUCACUCCCACUGUUCAGUUGGACUGAGUGCAGGAAUUGCAAAGUUCCAAAAUCAGUAAAGGGGUAACAUUUUUAAGUUUUUGGAAACUUCACAAAAAGCAUAAAUCCUAAUGGAACGCAGCCUCGUGCAAAUUGAUCCUAUGCCAAAUUCUGAAAUCAGUUCCACCUGCUUAUUCCUUCAGUGCUACUUGCCAAUAAAAACCAGGUGCUCUGCCCUUGUUUCAUGUUUCAUGUGUGUACUUGUUGCACAAGGUUACAGUUAUUUGAAGGGGUUGUUCCUCAACUUCUGGUUGCAAUUCAACCCCGUGUUCCUGACCUUUGGCCACUCCUGUCUUGUUGGGGAGAAGGGGUGGUGGGAGCAUAUCUUCAUAGCCAUUAACAGGUCAAGUGGAAUGAACCAGGCAAGGAUCAUUAGAUUGACUGUCUGCCUCUCUUCUAUGGUCAGGUCCACACCCGAGUGGUGUCUACUGUAUACGUGGAGCCCUCUGUCUGAUGGGCAGGAGCUGGGGAGUGCAGCAUCACUUCCUGAAAUAAGAUUUUGAUUUAAAUUUGUUUCCUUACAAAUUCAGUUUUUAUUACAGUGUCCUGUUAAGGACUUAUUCAGUUAUUCAAUCACUUGAAUAUAAACAAGUCACUGCUGGGAUUUUGUUUUAGUCUUUGGAAGUUUAAAUUUGAAGCAUAUGACUUUUCACCAUUUUUAAUGAUUGAUUUAUUCAGCAUUUUUGGAUAGCUAGUUCCUGCAUUAGUUACUGCUGUUGGACAGCUGUUUUAUUGCAUGACUAGAAUGUUGUUGUGCAAUCCUCUCAAUCUUUGCAGCUGGGAUUUCAGUAUAGCAAGCUAAUUUUCAGCAUUGUAAAAGUUUCUGACAUUCUGGUGGUAAUUCUAGAUUUGAAGGGGAGGGCGGUGGUGGGAAAGGAAACAAGCAAACCAGAUGUGAUUGUGACAAAUCUCAAAUAAUAAUUCUUUUUGUCAGAACUAAGGAAAGGUUAUGCCACAGAAAGAGGCCAUUCAGCCCCUGGUGUCUGCACUACUGUUUUGUAGUUGUUUUUGUGUACUCUUGAUAUAGAUGACCUUCCAUAGCAAAGUCAGCUUUUAUUGAUCCUUAGUUGACUUUAAAAAGAUGGUGGUGAACCUCUGAAUUUGACUGCUAGGGUUGAAGUGAAGGUACUCCCACAGUACUGUUAAGGAGUAUGUACUUCUGAUUUUGGCGGUGUGGCAGCAAAGUCCCUUAGGACUCAGCUUGCUUAAUCAGUAGUACUGCUGCCAAAACUUCAAAGAAUUACGUAUCUGAACCCCUAGGUCCCUCUGUUCUACAACACUACCCAAGGCCCUACCAUUAAUUGUACAAGUGUUUGUUGUACAAAAAUGCAAUACCUCACUGUUUUUCAGCUCAUUGACCCAUUUAAUCAAGAUCCCUUUGUCAUCUUAGAAAACUUUCUUCCCUGUCUUCUAUGCCAUCAACUUUGGUGUUGUCUGCAAACUUACUAAUCAUGCCUUCUGCAUUCUCAUCCAAAUCAUUACAUCAGGUACCUCACCUGUAGUUAUAGAAUGUUGCAAAUAUUGCUGAAAGAGGUCUCACAAUUUCCUCCCUUAUUUCCCACAGUAUUCUGGGAUACCUUAGGUCAGGUCCCAGAGAUUUAUUCACUUUUAUAUUCUGCAAGACCUCCAGAACUUCCUCUUCUGUAAUGUGAACUGUUUUUUUGAAACAUCAAAAUUUAUUUCUUUGCAUUCUCUAGCCUCCAUUUCUUUCUUCACAGUAAAAACGGACACAAUAUUCAUUCUGAAGCAUUCACAACAAACUUCAACCAGAUCUGUUAAGUAAUGAUCUGUUUAUGCCUCCAGCAGUCCCUAGCAUCACAGAUGCCGGUUAGCCAAUUUGAUUCGCUCCACGUGUUAGAGAAAUGAUUGAAGGCACUGGAUAUUGCAAAGGGUAUGAGCCCUGACAACAUUCUGAAAAAAGCACCAAAGAAUUGUUCUCUGGAAACUGCCACACCCCUACCCAAGCUGUUCCAGGACAGCUACAAUACUGGUAUCUACCUGACAAAGUGGAAAACUACCCAGGUAUAUCCUGUACACAAAAAAAGCUUGUUCUGAUGCCAUGAUAUUUGAUGUAUUUUCCCCAAUUAGUGCCAGAUUUCAGCAGCCUAAAUGUUCUAUUGCAAUUUGAUUUACUUACUAGCAUUGGGGUUGGAAUAUAUUUUAGAUCUGAGUUGCUUUGGUUAAAAUUAAGGAUGACUCACUCUGGGAAGUUCCAAAAUUACAAAGUGUACAGAAAAUGUACUUAAUUGGCUGUACAUGCUCUUUAGGUACCAUAUCAAUGCAGUUUUUUUAAAGCCCUAGAGAAGUGAUACUACAGUAGACCUACACCAUCUUUUCAUUGUCAGAGUCGAUAUGAAUGAGAAUUAACAAUUUACAGUUCAACCUUUGAAUAUUUCCUCCACACUGCACUUACCAGAGUCCAUCUUGUAAAUGCAAUGCUCCAGCGCAGAGCUUUGCAUUGUCAGCUCCAAACAUAGAUCAGGAAUUGGGGAACUGAUUAAUUGGGCAUUCAUAAAAAUGCAUGCUGCUGCUCAGUUUUUAAAAUUCUAUCCUGUCCUGUUAUCACUGAUUUAAUUUGAAUUGAAAGUGUACUUAUUAUUAUUAAAAUAAUAGACAAGAAGUAAUAGCAGUCAGAGUAUACACACUGGCACAAAUUCAUUAAUCAUCCCUCUGCUGAUGUCAUAUACAAUAAUUUCUAAAUAGCUUUGAAUCCAGUACUAGGAAAUAAUUUGAAAUGAACAUUCCUAGACUUACAGAUUCACUAUCUGUUUCUUUUCCUCUAACCCCACAACCUUCCAAGAUAGCUGCCUUCCUCCAAUUCUGGCCUGCUAGGUGUCUUUGAUUUUAAUUGCUAUGUCAUUUGAUAACUGUUCCUUCAGCUGCUUUAGCCCCAAGGCCUUAGAAUUCUUUCCCUGAACCUCUCUAUUACCCCCAUUGUGCCCCCAACAUCUUUACAACACUCCUUUUAAAAAAAAAAAAACCUCUCCUCUUCAAGCAAGCUUUAGGCACUUGCCAUAAAAUCACCAGCU
Molecule: messenger RNA, 9955 nt
Organism: Rhincodon typus (whale shark)
Lineage: Eukaryota; Metazoa; Chordata; Chondrichthyes; Orectolobiformes; Rhincodontidae
Gene: upf3b
Product: UPF3B regulator of nonsense mediated mRNA decay
Exons: 10
Coding region: 117-1553 (478 amino acids)
Biological process (GO): nuclear-transcribed mRNA catabolic process, nonsense-mediated decay; positive regulation of translation
Cellular component (GO): cytoplasm; nucleolus
Molecular function (GO): mRNA binding
Source: RefSeq, a predicted model, not a curated record